This is a messenger RNA of Hyalella azteca, 5403 nucleotides long. RefSeq names its product pyruvate carboxylase, mitochondrial (gene PCB). Gene Ontology annotation, biological process: pyruvate metabolic process; gluconeogenesis. The transcript has 21 exons. The record is from RefSeq and is a predicted model, not a curated record. Gene Ontology annotation, molecular function: ATP binding; pyruvate carboxylase activity; metal ion binding. Gene Ontology annotation, cellular component: cytoplasm. Bases 65 to 3625 code for a protein of 1186 amino acids. NCBI's taxonomy places the organism in Eukaryota, Metazoa, Arthropoda, Malacostraca, Amphipoda, Hyalellidae.
AAGUAAGUAAUAAUUAGAUAAUAGAACAAUACACGACUAGUGUCUCAGUGAGAGCAUCGGCGGCAUGAUCCUGCAGCGCCUACUGUUGGCCGGCCGAGGCGGCCUGGCCUGUCCCGGCCUGCGGCUGCAGGCAGCUUCUCGCCGGCACCGCAGCGCCAAGCCGCGCACUGCCGAGUACCGGCCCAUCAAGAGCUUGCUCGUCGCCAACCGAGGGGAGAUUGCUAUCCGCGUUUUCCGUGCGUGCACCGAGCUCGGCAUCCGGUCCGUUGCUGUGUAUAGUCAACAGGACAAGAUGCACAUGCACAGACAGAAAGCGGACGCGUCUUUCCUCAUCGGGGAAGGCUUGCCCCCCGUGCAGGCUUACCUCGACAUCGACGAGAUCAUCAGGGUGGCUAAGGAAAACCACGUGGAUGCCAUCCACCCUGGCUACGGCUUCUUGUCGGAGCGCUCAGACUUCGCCGAGGCUUGCAUUAAGAACGACAUUCGCUUCGUGGGCCCCUCGCCCGAAGUCGUCAGGCGCAUGGGCGACAAAGUGGCCGCCAGACAAGCCGCCAUCUCCGCAGGCGUCAAAGUGGUGCCGGGCACUGACCGUCCCGUCACGAACGCUGACGACGCCCACGCCUUCUGCGUCAAGUACGGCCUCCCGGUGAUGCUGAAGGCCGCGUUCGGAGGAGGCGGUCGGGGCAUGAGGGUCGUCAGGAACCUUGAUGAAGUAAAGGAGAACUUCACACGUGCGUCAUCAGAAGCGAAGGCCGCGUUCGGUGACGGGUCGAUGUUCAUCGAGAAGUUCAUCGAGAACCCGCGCCACAUCGAGCUGCAGAUCCUCGGCGACCACGCGGGCAACGUCGUGCAUCUGUACGAGCGCGACUGCUCCGUGCAGCGCCGCCAUCAGAAGCUCGUCGAGGUCGCCCCUGCUCCCAACCUCGACCCUAAGGUUCGUGCGGCGAUGGCGGCUGACGCAGUGAAGCUCGCAGCUCACGUGGGCUACGCUAACGCCGGCACCGUGGAGUUCCUACUCGACAGCGACGGCCAUUAUUACUUCAUUGAAGUCAACGCCCGCCUGCAGGUCGAGCACACCGUCACCGAGGAAAUUACGGGUAUCGAUCUGGUGCAGUCACAAAUCCACAUAGCGGAGGGCAUGACCCUGCCUGAGCUGGGGAUGACCCAGGACAAAAUCCACGCCCAGGGCUGCGCCAUCCAGUGCCGCGUCACCACCGAAGACCCCGCCAAGAAUUUCCAGCCCGACACCGGCCGUCUCGAGGUGUUCCGCAGCGGUGAGGGCAUGGGCAUCAGGCUGGACGGCGCCUCGGCGUUCGCAGGCGCCAUCAUCUCGCCAUACUACGACUCGCUGCUCGUCAAAGUCAUCUCCAGGGCGCCCGACCUCGCCGCCUCCGCCGCUAAAAUGAACAGAAGUCUACGGGAGUUCCGCAUCCGCGGUGUCAAGACGAACAUUCCCUUCCUGCUGAACGUGUUGGAGAAUCAGAAGUUCCUGAACGGAACCAUCGACACGACCUUCAUCGACGAGCAUCCCCAGCUCUUCCAGUUCAAACCCACCAAGAACAGAGCGCAGAAACUGCUGAACUACCUGGGACACGUGCUGGUGAACGGCUCCCUCACGCCCCUGGCCACCGACCUCAAGCCUUCGGAUGCCAAGCCGUCCGUCCCUGCCACCCCCAUCGCGACAGAUCCACCCGAGGGUCUGAGGACCGUGCUGAAGCGCGAGGGUCCUGAGGGCUUCGCGCGCGCCGUGCGGCAGACCAAGAAGCUGCUGCUCAUGGACACCACCUUCAGGGACGCCCACCAGAGCCUCCUCGCCACCAGGGUCCGCACGCACGACCUCCUCAAGAUAUCGCCGUUCGUGUCUCACCGCUUCAGCUCGCUGUUCGCGCUGGAGAACUGGGGCGGCGCGACGUUCGACGUGGCGCUGCGCUUCCUACACGAGUGUCCCUGGGAGCGACUUGAGGACAUGAGGAGAGCCAUCCCCAACAUCCCCUUCCAGAUGCUCUUGCGUGGCGCUAACGGCGUCGGUUAUACCAGCUACCCUGACAACUCUGUUCACAAAUUUUGCGAGCUCUCAGUGCAGGCAGGCAUGGACAUCUUCAGGGUGUUCGAUUCUCUGAACUAUCUGCCCAACCUCAUUCUUGGCAUGGAUGCUGCUGGCAACGCUGGCGGGGUGGUGGAGGCGGCCAUCAGCUACUCGGGCGACGUGUCGGACCCCAGCAGGAAGAAGUACACAUUACAGUACUACCUCGACCUGGCCGAGCAGCUCGUCAAGGCUGGAGCUCAUGUGCUCUGUAUCAAGGACAUGGCAGGUUUGCUGAAGCCACGAGCUGCCCAGAUCCUGAUCGGCGCACUGCGUGAGCGCUACCCCCAGAUGCCCAUACACGUGCACACUCACGACACUUCAGGGGCAGGUGUCGCGUCUAUGCUGGAGUGCGCGCGGUCAGGCGCCGAUGCUGUGGACGUGGCAGUGGACAGCAUGUCAGGCAUGACCUCCCAGCCUUCCAUGGGUGCCCUGGUGGCCUGUCUGAUGGGUGACCCUUUGGACACGGGGCUGCAGCUGAGCGACAUCAGCCAAUACAGCGCGUACUGGGAACAGACGCGCACACUCUACGCGCCCUUUGAGUGCUGCGUCACCAUGAAGAGCGGCAACGCUGACGUCUACCAGAAUGAGAUCCCUGGCGGACAGUACACCAAUCUACAAUUCCAGGCUUAUUCCCUUGGCCUCGGCGAUCAGUUCGAAGAGAUCAAAGCUGCCUACAAGGAAGCCAACCAACUCAUGGGCGACCUUAUCAAGGUGACGCCCUCGUCGAAGGUUGUAGGCGACUUCGCGCAGUUUAUGGUGCAGAACAAGCUUAGCGCUGAGGAGGUGCUGGAGCGCGCUGAGGAGCUCAGCUUCCCCAAGUCUGUGGUGGAGUUCAUGCAGGGCUACAUCGGGGAGCCAUACCAGGGCUUCCCUGAACCUCUUCGCUCCAAGAUCCUGAAAGGUCUGCCGACCGUCACGGGACGUCCUGGCGAAACUUUGCCUCCGUUCGAUUUCACCGCCGCUAAAGAAUCCUUACAAGAAAGACUCAAGAUCCCUGUGUCGGACUACGACGUCUCGAGCUACUCCAUGUACCCCCAGGUGACGGAAGAAUUCCUGCAGUUCCGCGAAAAGUAUGGCCCUGUUGACAAGCUAGACACUCGCAUAUUCUUGACUGGACCAAAAGUUGGCGAAGAGUUUGAAGUGGUGAUCGAAAAAGGCAAAACUUUGCAUAUCAAAACCCUGGCAAUGGCUGAGGAUCUCACAGCGAGCGGUGAACGCGAAGUCUUUUUCGAGUUGAACGGGCAACUGCGGUCCGUCUUCAUUAAAGACCAGGAGGCGGCCAAGGAGAUCCACGUGCACCCGAAGAUAAACCCUGGCGCGGUGGGUGAGCUGGGCGCCCCCAUGCCUGGCACGGUGAUGGAGGUGCGGGUGAAGGCGGGGGAUGAGGUGGUCAAGGGACAACCGCUGCUCGUGCUCAGCGCCAUGAAGAUGGAGACGGUGGUGCAGGCCCCCGCCAACGCCAUCAUCUCCAAGGUGCUCGUCGCCAAGGACAUGAAGCUUGAGGGCGAUGACCUAUUGCUCGUUUAUGAACCGAAAUAAGAGUUGGUUGUCUCUUGUAUGCUCUACAAAAUGUAUUUAGCGUUAUCGUUUAUCAUAGCUUACGUAAAUGCCUCUGAGUAUAGAAGCCCAAGUUGUAAUAGUAUAUGAAAAGUCUAACUGAUACUGCCUAAAAUAGAGUUUUUAACCUGCGAGUAUUUUUUUCGGAGAUAAAGUAGUAAGUUGCACUGCUAGUGUUUGUGCAAGUAGCGUAGGAAAAACUUAAUAGUAUGGCCGAUAUGAUCGUACGUCUUAGUGUAAUAAGGCUGUCGACAGUUAAAUGUAUAUGCUGACGCCUGUGUAUGACAAGUAUGGCUGGUGCCAUAACGCCAUUGCGCACGAGCUGGUGUUAAGAGUUAGAGGUGGUGCCGCCUUUGGUGUUAGAGUUGGAGGUGGUGCCGUAUAUAAGUGGCUCAGAUAAAUAGAUGAGCAACUGUCAUGCUUCCAGCCACUCCAGCCUUUACUAGCUCAUAGGAAUGUAAGAGUAAGUAAACCGAGGAUACACAUUCCAGGAUAAGUUGGAUUCAAACACCGAAUUUGUUAUUAAAAUAAUAUUGACAUUUUUUACAAUUGGUUCCGUCUGACAGUCCAGGUUUACCACAGAACGACCCAAGCUAUUAACAUUUGGACAUAUCUAUUCAAAAUUUGCGUUAUUUUCACUCAAUGUCUUCCAUUUUUGGGAGGCUUUGUACUACUUUCUAUUUAGCUUCAGACUACUCCACAUUUGUACUCAUGACAGCCACCUUUCGUCAAUCCAAAGCCUAGGCAUUGCUUGCGCUGGUUGCCAUGAAAGUUUGUCCCCUCCAUUGGUGCUGUUGCGCAUUAUUGUAUUAUUUAAGAACAUGGUUGUGCUUGCGCUCAAUAUUUUUUAACACUGAAAGUUCUACAUAUUGAGCUGUAUUAAUAUAAUGAAAACGAUUAUGUCUGUGCUUUUACUAGAACUGAAUCAUUUUGCGUUUUCUCCUUUCAUUUUAUUUUGCCUUGCUAACAUAUUUUUUUCAAUGAAGGAACGAGCAUAAGGUCGAUAUAUUAUAAAUUUUAUGAAUCAAUGCUGCAAUACAAAUUGUUGAAGAAUUAUUUCUUUGUAUGAACAAUUUCCCUCACAUUGGUCAGUUCUGCACACUGAAAUAAUUAUUUCUUGAAACCUGCGUUGUGCAGAAAUGGCGCAGUUGGUCGCCAUUGAUUGACAUGUCAUGUGUUCUAUGCUAUCUUUCUUGGUAGUCACCGUAGGUUCAGUGAUAUCUUCUUCAGUACAUAUUUCAUUUUAUCUUCUGUAGCAUUACUGGCGAUUACAUCAAUGUCAAAAACCUUGGAGUACUGUAACCUAAUUUCAAAAUACCGUACCAGUUUAAACAAUAACGUAUGUAAGAUUUUGAUUGUUAUUAAAUCUGUGAGAUAUUACACCUGUAUGGUGAGACUGGAAAGAGUUUCUGCCGCUUAAUCGGGCCCUGCCACGCUGUGUUAAUGCAGAGUUCUUCAAAUUGAGCUUAGGAAAGCUAGAGCAUUGUAGUUGUCCAGAUUAUUCCUUCAAAGUUUAUUAAUAGUUAGUUGCUAUAAAUUUCUUGUAUGUAAUCAACUGAUCUUCCAUCCUUAAGCAUAAGCCAUGUCUAUAUUAGUACACGUUAUUGUAAUGUUAAUCGCUCGGAGCUGAUAGAGUGAGCUACUUUUGACGGCCGUUGUGCUGUGAAUAAAUCCGAGCUUUGUAUGGGGUGUCUGCUCUUUCUUCAAUAAAUUUUAUGUUACAGUUGAAGUCUAAGCAUAAUAAUGACUUAUUUCCACAA